AACCUGCACCGUGUUGUGUUUGUGUGUCUGCGGACAUGAUGAAGCCCCGCAAAUCACGCAGCGACUCCCUCACGACCCCCCGCACAUGAGGACCCCGGUCACCGCAGAGGACGCACGGAGCCGGGCCGAGAGGCAGCAGCAGCCCCGCCGCCGGGACUCGGGAGCGAGGCGGCGCUGGAUGAGAAGCAGCGGAGUCUGACUUGGCGUUUUUUUCUCCCCGGUGACAGAGACACAAUCUCCGCGGCGCAUCUCCUCGCGUCCUCCCCGCCCUUCUCCUCCUCCUCCACCUCCUCCGCCUCCUCCUCGCCCGCCGACCAUGGCCCUGGUGACUCUGCAGCGCUCCCCCACCCCCAGUGCAGCAUCCUCGGCCAGCACGACCAACAGCAGUGCGGGGGAGGACUUUGGAAGUGAGGAUGACCGGAAAACUAAUCAGAGCCUCAGUGAGAGUUUCUUCAUGGUCAAGGGAGCCGCCCUCUUCCUCCAGCAGGGCGGCAGUGCACAAGGACCAGAGACCCCAAGCCACCACAAACAUGCAGGUGAUUUACCUCAACACCUGCAGGUCAUGUUUAAGAUCCUCCGCUCUGAAGAUCGCAUUAAACUGGCGGUGCGGUUAGAGAGCGGAUGGUCGGACCGGGUGCGCUACAUGGUCGUCAUCUACACCAACGGUCAUCAAGAUACAGAGGAGAAUAUCGUCCUGGGAAUGGACUUCACAGACAAGGACAAUAAAAACUGCUCCAUUGGGAUGGUGCUGCCACUGUGGAGUGAUACCAACAUACAUUUAGAUGGAGAUGGUGGUUUCAGCGUGAACACAGCGGGGCGCUCACAUGUCUUCAAGCCUGUGUCCGUGCAGGCAAUGUGGUCUGCCCUGCAGGUCCUGCACAAAGCGUGCGAGGUGUCGCGCCGGCUCAACUACUUCCCAGGGGGCAUUGCCCUCACGUGGAUGGCCUUCUAUGAGAGCUGCAUCACCUCGGAGCAGAGCUGCGUCAAUGAGUGGAACACCAUGACCGACCUAGAGACCACCCGGCCCGACUCCCCCACCAUGUUUGUCGACCGGCCGACCGAGCGAGAGAGAACAGAGUGCCUCAUUAAAGCCAAGCUACGCAACAUCAUGAUGUUUCAGGACCUGGAGAACAUCACGUCCAAGGAGAUCCGUAACGAGCUGGAGCAGCACAUGAGCUGUAACCUGAAGGAAUACAAGGAGUUCAUAGACAACGAGAUGCUCCUGAUCCUGGGUCAGAUGGACAAGGCCACACUUAUCUUGGACCACGUGUACUUGGGCUCAGAGUGGAACGCUUCAAACCUUGAAGAGCUACGUGACUGCGGAGUGGGCUACAUCCUGAACGUGACCAGAGAGAUUGACAACUUCUUCCCUGGGCUGUUCUCGUAUCACAACGUGCGUGUGUACGACGAGGACGCCACCGACCUGCUGGCCCACUGGAACGACACCUACAACUUCAUCGUCAAAGCCAAGAAGAAUAACUCCAAGUGUCUGGUGCACUGUAAGAUGGGGGUGAGCCGGUCGGCCUCGACAGUUAUUGCCUAUGCAAUGAAAGAAUAUGGCUGGUCUCUGGAGAAAGCCUACAACUUCGUCAAGCAGAAGCGGAGUAUAGCCCAGCCAAACGCUGGCUUCAUGAGGCAGCUGGCGGAGUACGAGGGAAUCCUGGACGCCAGCAAACAUCGUCACAACAAGCUAUGGAGGCCUGGAACAGACGAGGAGGGAUCAGAUGAUUUACAAGCGUCUGGCCACUGCACUGGUGGAGAGGAGACGUCCGGGCUCAGAGGAGAGGAAGCCUGGGGGGGCUGCGGGGCGUCUCCCUGCAGGGCUGUGGGCCUGGAGAUGGAGCCCCUUGACUCUCUUAACUAUAAUUACUAUUUCAGACGUUUGUCAGACUCUGCGUUAGACAGUGAGCCCUCCACCCCAGUGCGGGGCCCCCCGCUGCUGGGUAUGGAGAGGGUUUUCAUCGAGAUUGAAGACGUGGAGAGAGACGCCCUAUUGGAGGACGAGGGUUUCCCCAUGGCCCAUUUAGCUCUGCCGGGCGAGGGCACGGCAGCGCAGACGUGUGGACGCCUCGACCCCCUGGAGGACAUGAGACUAAGACUUGAGUUCAGUACUUUGGAAGAGGAGGACGAGGAAGAGGCGAAGAAAGAGGAAGCCGAAAUGGCGGCUUUGGCUCAAACACCUGGAGGUUCAGAUGGGAGGAGGGCGGGGGAGGAGGGUGAGAAGACGGAGGAAAGACGGUUAGGUCUCGCCAACCUCAACACCAACAACAGCAACCGGCUAGCUGCAAAACGCAGCUGCCCUGCAGCUUUUGAUGACAGUGCGAGCACAGGAAACCCUUUAAAGGUGAAGCCCUCCUAUCAGUCCUGUAAAGACUGCUUGCGUCUGCCACAAGGUCGGCGCUGUGACCGUCCAGCAGGAGGUCGUUCCCACCGCCUCAACCCCUCCCGCCACUACAAUGUCCCUUCUAUAUACAUAGAUCCGCCAGGGACCAACUUUGCUUCCACUCCAAUUCUGCAGUCUCUGCCGGCCCCUGCAGUUGUCCCUCCUGACGUGAUCCAGCCCUGUGCUCACCUCUACCCCUGUACCACAUGCGCCCCAGGCGUCCCACCAGCGCAUCGCCUGAAACUGGUCUCACCCAUGAGUUGCGAGGAGGCGGAGGACAUGGACGAACCAACUGCGGAAAACGUGGAUGUGCAGCUAAGGGAGGGUUCAGGGACGAUCAGUGCUGCUACUGCUGAAGGUUUAAAACUACAGCCUGGUGAUGCAGAGGAGCUCCAGCAGCAGGCUCUGGCUCAGCUGCAAAUGCCAGGACUGGGGAUAGAGUUUGGUCUGGAACUGAUGCGACAGAGGGCGGAGCAGCUUGAAAAGCUGCCGAGCCUGGCGAUGGAGGGCCAGCUCCCGGUGGGCCCCCUGCCUUAAAGGAGGAGCUGGAGGAGGAACACUGCCUCCAUCGGGUACACUAUGAUGGCUGAGAGCCUUUAGAUGACUGCCGCUGUGGUGUCGUACCAGAAAUGAAGCCUGAGUCUGACCUGUACCGUCACGUCCUGGCCUCAAGCAGCUCUCUGUGCUUUUGCGUCUGCUGGCAUGAAGAUCGAGAUGAGGCUGGUUGUUUUCACCGUCACACCAUUAAAAGCUUGAACGCUUCUGGCCAUACUGGGACUGAAGACUUCUCUCGCGUCCCUUGGAGUUGCUGCCAUUUUACCAUCAACAUGCAGGUUUAGUGGUGGUUUGUAAGAUCUACUCGUUCCUUUGUGACUCCUCAGAGAGCUGUAGUUAACACUUGAUGUUGAUGAAAGAAAAAUACCUGGAGUAACCUGCUUCUGUCGGUGUCCUGUAUAUUUUAUCAAUCCACCUCAUCGAGAGUAUCAAGAGGCGCUCAAUGAAUGUUGAUCCUGUUUGAUUCCAGUCAGUAUGUCCUCAUGCCACCACGGAUAAACGGAAUCCCUGUUCAACUUCACUUCUGUUUCUCUUGCCGCAGCUGCUUUUGCAUCACGACGGAGCGUUUCACGUGGAAGCUUAAUCAUUUUUUUUAAAGGAUGUGAGCGUAUGUGAGCAUUUGAAAAGCGUCGUACCUCGGACCACGAAUAUCUGUCGGACUAGUUUUGGUCAAAGACUUUUGUUUCUGCUCAGUGGCUGGUUCACCCCCCCCUCCUCCAUUAAUGUUAAUGUAAUUAAGUCCUUAAAGUGCUCAGUUUAGCCACGCAUGACUUUGCAGUAUUACAAAGCAUAUCCUCAACGUGCUUACGCAGAAAACACAUUAAAAAUCACCUUUCAUUUUCACCAGGGUUUUGAAAUACAAAAACAUAUUUCAACAUCCAGGCAUCAACAAACAAUGAUAAGCUUAAAUAUCACUCACUCUUAUUCAGGUCAUUUCUGAUGUAACUAAAGCCAUAUCAUGUUGCCAGGUUCAGUUUGCACCUAAUUAUUCUCUGGGAAACCAUAAAAAAAAAAAAUCAAUCUUAAAGAAAGUGAAAGAAACAUUCCUGAAUCGUCCGGAUCGGUGCCAAAAUUUAAAGGGGAACUAUUUCGGCCCAAGUUUUAUGGAAAUCCGUUUGGUAGUUUUUGCGUAAUCCUGCUUUCAAACAAACAAAUGGACAGAGGUGAGAACAUAAGAGAAGCUGAGCACAGUUUCCUUUGACCAGUGAACCAUCUGGCUCUUAUGUCAUAGGCUCACCCAGUAAACUUUAUAAUUUACAAUUAUUUGCAAAGGCACAAUGAUCACGUAUAGAUUUAACACUCGAGCACAACUCUAAUAUCCAUUCACACAGCGCACAGGCAUAGUUCAGAUGUAUAUCCACAUUUAGUCAGAAUUAAUUUCAGAGCACUAAGUCACAAAAAAAAUAUCAGAAAUGAAAAAUACACAUGCUCCAAAGAAGUAUUCACUUUCUCAGCUUGCAGUCCGGAGCCCAUUACUGUAAGAAUAAUUUAAUUGAUGCAUUAAUCAUCAGACAGAGGCUUGCGUUACAUUUUUUGUUUGCUAAUUUAAUGAAAUACUUGGUUACAGUGUAAAAAUUAGAAAAAAUAUGAAUUUAUCAACUGACAAGACCAGACUUCCUUUUAUUUUCUAAAUAGAGAAGUAACCUAUUAAAAAAAACUGCAAAGCCCAGUUUCACAGUCCCCUAUAGUGCAUCAGUUCUUCAAUUCUUAUUUUAACUUUUCAUAUUGCACAUUGAACAGCGUGAGGUAUAUUUUUUUAACCUGUUUGGUUAAAAUUAGGCCACCGAUCCAAAGUUGCUGUGCCGCAGGACUUUAUUCUUUGGUUGAUGUUGUGUUGCUUUUGUUUUUUUGGGCACACUGGGUGUGCUAGAGUGGUUCUGAAUGACGCCUGUUUAGGAAAAGCACAUGCAAGUGUUAUUACUGUGUAUAGAGAUCCAAGUGCUUCAGGAGAACUGUACAAAGAAUGGAUGCAAAUUAUUGAAUCACCUUUUCUAAUCAUUUAUUGUUUUUAGAUUUUGCUUUUCUUUCAAAUCUAUCUGUAGAAACUUAGGGGGAAAAAAACAAUAAUGCCUCCUCUGUUCCUUCUCCUCUCUUAAAUGAAUCCCAGGGAGCUGCAGGUUUGCUCCACUAGUUAGAUUUAAGUAAUGUGGUUUUGCCUUUAACCGGUUCCUUCCCCUCAUGUGGACAUUUGAGUCUGGUGCAACAACAGCACUUACAGAAAGUUGCCAUAAAUAGUUCAGAGCUGAAAGCAUUAAGAAGCGUAGUGUAAAAGACGGACUAAAGGAAUAGUAUAUUGAGUAUAUGACAUAUUUAGCUCAACAUAAAGACUGAAGGAGAAGCCUGGUUCUGAAAAGUCUGGCACCUCUAAAGUAAUUAUUUCGUUAAAUCUGAAAAACCAAAAGUGUACAAAACAUUUUUCAAGUACACUGGAAGUAGGGGGUGCAGCACAUCCUACUGGUAAAAGGCUGUAAGUGCAAGGCAAAAAAAAGUUGUCAUAAUCAAUCAAAUCAAUUGAAAUUAUUAAAUGGAUGUAUCAUUUUUAUAACUUCAGUGUAAUUUUCAAUUUUGAUUUCAUUUUCCAACAUUCACUGCAUUUUCUGAAGCCUCCCUCGUGCACAAAUGUAGAACGUAUCAUAGACGACAGGCACAAACUGAAAGGAUAAUGGAUUUAAGUUGUGGAAAUGCAAGGUUAGAUAUGUCUCAAAAAGAUCAUUAGAUUUUAUUUUACUGCACCUUACCAGGAGGGUGCCAUGGAUAUAGAAUAUAUCUUGAGUCAAGAUGGGUAUGAUUUAAUUGCCUCCAGUCUAUUUGUAAUUUUUACAAAAACCCAUGUUUGCUGUUCCUCCAUUUCUAGUCCUUAUGCUAAGCUAAGCGGCCGCAUUAGGUUUUCCAUUCAGACAUCACAGUGAUACCUCCUCCUCCAACUCUUGACAACAAAGCAAACAAGCAUCUCAAAAUCUCCAACAAUUCCUUCAGUGUAUUCUUCAUGUAAUUCUGAAUGAAUGCAGUGGUUCUCAGUAAGUUAUUGGCCGGACGACGGUGCUCGACAACUCUCCGCUUGUGUUUCCUGACCGCAGCACAGAUAUUUGGUUGUUUGCUUCACGUGUUGAGUUUGUUUUUGCAUUUAAGUGCCUUAACCUCGGCCUUAGCUUCGCCAUAAAGCAUCACAGGCUUUGCAGAGUUUCUGUGAGUGUGUUGAAGGUCUGAUUUCUUUUUUUUUGUACAUGACUUCCCCUCACUCCCAAUAAUAACCACGCUCUUUGCAAUGUAUAACUCGGCACAUUAAUAUAAUGUAUGCAAACACAGAUAAGCUCAUGCACAGCAGCCUCCUCUUCCUCAACAGACACAUACUUGAUGGACUUCCAUUUAUUAAAUAGCCUAUAAUAAUAUUGUACUUGUUUGAUAUUGUUGAAACUUGUGGUAUUGGUUCAAUAGCUGGCUGAGGAACCUUACUUGCUGGAAUGAGAACUAUCAUUUAUUUACAUUAAAGCAUAAGGAUAAGAAGGAUUUAAUUAAGUCUCCGACAUUUACCAGUCUGUAAAUACUUUUCUCUUCCAUUUAUUAUUGAGUCAAGAAGCUUGCGGAUGUGGUCAGUACUAAGAAAAGCACUGAACGCUUCUGUGUCUCGUGCACAGCGAAAAAAAAAUAAAAGAUUCGGGGGGUCAUUUCUAAUUCAGUCACAUGACUUACGGCUCUAUAUUAAAAAUGGAAAUUAUAGAUUUUUUAUUUAUUAUUAUUGCAUCAUUCCCAGGCAUCAAACUGACAAUCCUACUUUAAGGGCCAGAGGCUGAGGACGGACAUUAAAUAAGACAUAUAUUGUAUUUUCAGGGGAUGGGGGGGCGUUUAUAGAGUGGAUUGAUACAGAGCACAAGUUUGCCCCCUAAUGCAUGAGACGAGUGGAAACUACAGAACAUGAAAAACCUACCUGGGAGGAGGAUUUUGUUGAUCGUCUUUUGUUUACUUGUACUGUACAUUGCCAAUGUUCAUGUGUAAUGCACUUUUUUUUACAUUUUGUUAAACUGAUGUCCAGUCUAAUGUUUAUCAUGGAAAUAAACCAUUUCCUCUGCAGAA
This is a messenger RNA of Hippoglossus stenolepis (Pacific halibut), 7009 nucleotides long. RefSeq names its product slingshot protein phosphatase 1b (gene ssh1b). Gene Ontology annotation, cellular component: cytoplasm. Gene Ontology annotation, molecular function: actin binding; protein tyrosine/serine/threonine phosphatase activity. Gene Ontology annotation, biological process: actin cytoskeleton organization; protein dephosphorylation; negative regulation of actin filament polymerization. The transcript has 15 exons. Lineage: Eukaryota; Metazoa; Chordata; Actinopteri; Pleuronectiformes; Pleuronectidae. Bases 317 to 2920 code for a protein of 867 amino acids. The record is from RefSeq and is a predicted model, not a curated record.